This is a messenger RNA of Panicum hallii, 1275 nucleotides long. RefSeq names its product pyrrolidone-carboxylate peptidase-like. Gene Ontology annotation, molecular function: pyroglutamyl-peptidase activity. Gene Ontology annotation, cellular component: cytosol. The transcript has 6 exons. Gene Ontology annotation, biological process: proteolysis. The coding region runs from base 208 to 855 and encodes 215 amino acids. NCBI's taxonomy places the organism in Eukaryota, Viridiplantae, Streptophyta, Magnoliopsida, Poales, Poaceae. The record is from RefSeq and is a predicted model, not a curated record.
AUUGACAGCUCUCCCGCUCAGGGGUGCCGCCUCAGGUUCAUCUCCUCCCUUUCGUUCCCUUCUCUCGGACUCUCUCCUCCCUUGCUCUUCCUUCCCUGGCGGCGACGACUGGGCGAGCGGCGGCGCCAUUUGUCCUGUCUUCGCCCAGCGCAUCCUCCAGGUUAUACGAAGACCAUUCUUUAUUGUUUGGCUUUCUUAAAAGUUUAAAUGGGAUCAGAAGGACCUUCAGUGGUGACUGUCCAUGUUACUGGAUUCAAGAAGUUUAUUGGAGUUCCUGAGAACCCAACUGAGAAAAUAGUGAGCAAUCUUCAAUCUUAUAUGGAAAAGAAAGGGUUGCCAAAAAGCCUUGUACUCGGAAGCUGCACAGUUCUCGAGGCUGCAGGGCAGGGUGCACUUGGCACACUAUAUGAAGUUUUAGAGUCUGCUAUUUCAGAUAGAAAGGAAGGGUCACAAAUAAUUUGGAUCCACUUUGGGGUCAGUGGUGGUUUACCAAGAUUUGCGCUUGAGAAUCAAGCUGUUAAUGACGCCACAUUCGCUUGUCCUGAUGAGUUAGGAUGGAAACCUCAGAGGGUCCCUAUUGUACCAUCUGAUGGAAACAUCUCACAGAUUAGAAAGACUACCCUUCCAGUUAAUGAAUUAGUCAAGAUGCUUCGAAAGAUUGGCCACGAUGUGAUGCGUUCAGAUGAUGCUGAUCGAUUUGUAUGCAACUAUGUGUACUAUCAUUCCCUCCGCUUUGCAGAGGAACAUGGCAUCAAAUCUCUGUUUGUGCAUGUGCCCCUCUUCUCGACAAUUGAUGAAGCUGUUCAGAUGCAUUUUGUUGCUUCCCUUCUUGAAGCUGUUGCUAGCUUGAACUAGACAACAACUUGUUUCCAGAUCAAUGGUUGUAUGAUGUAACCCACAAAUGUAAGAUGUUGUGGUCUUUGGUGUCAUUGUUGUUGCUCCAAAGGUUGUGUUAAAGGAAAAAAUAGGCUGCUUAUAGUGUUUAUACCUGUUGUGAAAUGUGGAAUUAAAAGUUUUCAAACGGCCCAAAUCCUAAAAAGUGGAAACUUGUUUCCAUAGGCUUGACGAAUGGGUUGGAAUACAUGCACCAAGUACAAGAAGACAAUUGUGGAUGAUGACAUUUUUGAACUUUAUUUUGCACCUUCUCUAGAGAAAAAUUCUUACUGUUUAUAGACAAGCAUAUACUCCACUGAUUCAAAAUGUAUGUCUUUUUGACUGAUGAUUUCUAAGAAAAUAUGAAAUUCCAAUGAAAGAUAAUUAUUUAGUUUCGGAAUA